Molecule: messenger RNA, 1719 nt
Organism: Asterias rubens (European starfish)
Lineage: Eukaryota; Metazoa; Echinodermata; Asteroidea; Forcipulatida; Asteriidae
Product: 39S ribosomal protein L1, mitochondrial-like
Exons: 8
Coding region: 32-1096 (354 amino acids)
Source: RefSeq, a predicted model, not a curated record
GUUCGGGUUUGUGUUGUGACGAAAAUCCAAGAUGGCAGCCUCCAUGAGCACCGUGCUUGCUUCUUUUGCAGCAACAAAGUCGCGAGUUUACUGCAAGCAGUUGACGACUGUAUUCCGACUUCACCAUGGAGCUGCGAUGGGACCACAUCACGAGAAAAGAACGUUGACUGCAACUCACAUCUCCAAAAAAUUUACAGGUUCGCUUCAUUUGCAUAAGAGAAGUUUCGCAACUGAAGUAUCCCACCAGCUGGAAGACCCAACCAUUGACCAAACCCCAGAGGAGACUCUGCUGACCAUUAAAGAGAAACCCAAAGGCUAUCUAGCCUGGAAACCAGUGGAUGACGUCUACAUGCGUAUGCAUUAUCCACCCCAGUUACAGACAUUUCAGGAUGCUAUGGAAACAUUAAGGAAACAGGACAAGUGGAUGUUUUGUCGUCGAAAGAGUAAACAUGAAGACAGGACGGUAACCAUCUCUAUGAAUCUCGACAUGGCUCUACAGAAAAAGAAAAAAGUGGAGCCAUUCCAAGGUGUAGUACUUCUUCCUCACCCCUUCAAGUCGGACAACAGAAUUCUUUGCUUUGCAAGGGGCACAGAUGAGCAGAAUGCUAUCGAUGCUGGGGCCGACAUUGUUGGUGAUGAGACCAUCGUUCCAAAGGUCCUCAGCCGGAAGAUCAAGAACUAUGACUACUGUGUGUCGACGCCUGACAUGAUGCCGGAACUGGUCCCACUGAAGAGAUUGCUCAGGAAGAAGUACCCAAGCUCCAAAAGAGGUUCGGUUGGGCUGGAUCUUCGGAGUAUGAUACACAGAUACAAGAAAGGACAGGAAUAUAAAUGCCAGAUUAAAUGGGCCCAUGUCAAUGUUUCAAUCGGAAAGCUGAGCCUGACUAAUGAGCAGCUUGAAGAGAACAUGCAGUGUAUCAUAACAGAUGUCAGUAAACACAAGCCAGCUGAAUUCAGUCCACUUAUCACAAAGAUAACGCUGAAUGCUUUCCUUCUUGACGGAGUUGCCCUGGAAUUUGAGAAGUAUCUGCCGAAGCGAGAGGACGAGUUCAGUGCCUUGAGGUCGAGUCAAGAACCUGAGACAAAGCAACUCUAACAUGUACAGAGGCAGUUGAAAUAUUAAUUCAAUAGGGAUGGGAUUUGAUGAAUGUUGAUAUUCCUGAAAACAGGCUUGGGUCCCCCUUAUUCUAGGCAACCUCUCAGACACGACACAGGCCUGGUACUUCACGAAGACAAUGGAGGUAAUUGCCCCCAUUGCACCAUGGUCAUAUUGCCUUGGUGCCCUUGAAAUGCUCGAGUAGAAAUGCACAAUUUCCUCAUAGGUUGCCCUUUUCCAAAGAGAAAAUGCCAUUGUGCCCUUGCCCUUCCAAAAUCGAAGCAUGCAUACAGGCCUAAAAUUGAUCUCUGGCCGCACCAAGAAUGCUGCGGAUUUAACAUUCUUGUAAAAAUUAUGUGGCUGUUUUUUUGCUGUUUCUCAACAAAUAGACACUGUAUGAAGCUAAAACUGCCACAGUGAGUUAUUGUAUCUCAGCAUUAUGUUGACAAAACCAAUCUAUGACCCUACCUUUAAAAUCAAAACUUUACAAGGUUGUACGAACAUUGUAUAUGCAAAGCUAUUACAACAGUUACUUGGAAAACUUCAUGCAAUAUUCAUGGUUCCGAUUUCCAACUAGAAAGUUGUAAAGUUUCGGUUGUAAAUAAAAACAAACAAGUAAAGGA